Gilbertella persicaria is the source of this 840-nucleotide messenger RNA. RefSeq names its product putative methyltransferase-domain-containing protein. Gene Ontology annotation, molecular function: rRNA (adenine) methyltransferase activity. The record is from RefSeq and is a predicted model, not a curated record. Gene Ontology annotation, cellular component: nucleolus. Bases 1 to 840 code for a protein of 279 amino acids. The transcript is spliced from 2 exons. Lineage: Eukaryota; Fungi; Mucoromycota; Mucoromycetes; Mucorales; Choanephoraceae.
AUGGCAAAGAAAUCAAAGAGAAAACAGCCCUUCACCUCACAAACACAAUCAACAACUUCAAAAUUCAAGCAUUCUCGGGUAGAGACUGCUCGUUUGAUUCGUCGUUUUCAUGUACUCAAUAAAGAACUAGCAAAGUGUCGAUCUGAAGUCCAGAUCGACACAGCAAAAGAACAAUCUAUCUUGGUAGAAAUGGAAUCCUUGGGUGGUCUAGACUGGUAUCAAAAAGCCUCCCAGUUAGGUCAAAGCAAGACAAGAGGAGGCGAUUCUUCAAAAUGGCUAGUUCAGACAUUAAAACAGUAUGGAGAUAAAAACGUCAAAUCACUGCGUGUGCUGGAUGUAGGAGCUGUUGCGCCCGAUAAUUACAAGCCAUAUGCCUCUUGGAUUACAGCUAAACCAGUUGAUUUGAACCCACAGCAUCCAGAUAUUGAGAAACAGGACUUUUUGAAAAUGAAACCACCUGUGCAGGACAAAGACAAGUUUGAUAUUGUCUGCCUAAGUCUAGUGAUUAACUUUGUGGGCGAUCCAAGAGACAGAGGGCAAAUGUUAAUCCACACUCGAAAUUUCUUAACUUCACCUACUAUAAGUGAUCGCCUGCAUUAUUUAUUUUUGGUUGUACCUCUUCCUUGUGUGACAAAUUCAAGAUACAUGACACAUAUACAUUUAUUAGAGAUGAUGACAUCUAUUGGAUAUACCAAAUGUCUUCAUCAUCAUUUCUCUAACAAACUAGCCUAUUAUUUAUUUGAAUUGACUGAAAAGACAAACGUCAAAAAGGUGCAUUGGAAAAAAAAAGUAAUACAAGAUGGUGGUGGAAAGAAUAACUUCUCUGUAGUAAUAGAAUAA